UUUGUUUUGAAUUCGAAAAAACAAACUUCAUUUAAACAAUUUUAUUUUUCAGGUGUAGGACAUAUACAGCAGCCGCAAUCACAUAUGGUUACAAGGGCGGAAUGGGGUGCUAGAACACCCACAAUGGUCGAACAUUUUCCAGGGCCUUCACAAUUUGUUAUCAUACAUCAUUCCUAUCAACCAGCUGCCUGUUUUACCAAUGAGGACUGUCAAAGAGCCAUGAGAUCUAUGCAGGAUUUUCAUCAAUUAGAAAGGGGUUGGAAUGAUAUUGGCUAUAGUUUUGCCAUAGGUGGUGAUGGCAAUAUUUAUGUGGGUCGUGGUUUUAAUGUUAUAGGCGCUCAUGCUCCCAAAUAUAAUGACAAAAGUGUGGGCAUUUGUUUGAUAGGCGAUUGGAGAACCGAUUUACCUCCUCCUCAAAUGUUAAAGGCAGCCAAGGAUUUAAUAGCUUUUGGUGUAGCUAAAGGUUAUAUCCAUCCUGAAUAUAAAUUAAUGGGUCAUAGACAAGUACGUGAUACCGAGUGUCCGGGUGGUCGUUUAUUUGAUGAAAUUUCUACUUGGCAACACUUUAGUCCCAAAGUAAAUGCUAUCGAAAAUGAGGUUAAUUAAACAUUUUAGUUCAAAUUUAAAUGUCUACUUUAGUUAGUUAAUUAAAUAUCAUUUUAUAUAAUUUAAGUAGGAUCUCUUAAGAAAUUUUUAUAUAUAAUAUAU
Molecule: messenger RNA, 708 nt
Organism: Lucilia cuprina (Australian sheep blowfly)
Lineage: Eukaryota; Metazoa; Arthropoda; Insecta; Diptera; Calliphoridae
Gene: PGRP-LB
Product: peptidoglycan-recognition protein LB
Exons: 2
Biological process (GO): innate immune response; peptidoglycan catabolic process
Molecular function (GO): N-acetylmuramoyl-L-alanine amidase activity; zinc ion binding; peptidoglycan binding
Source: RefSeq, a predicted model, not a curated record